AGUCUGUGCCAGCUCAGCUUGAAUCGCGUAAUGCCAGCUAAGUAAUAUGUUAUGGGAAGGACGAAUAAUGUAAGAACACGUAUACAAACUUACGUGGUCUGACGAAAUUGACUUGGUGCCUCACACUGCUAUAAAUCAACAAACAGAACACGUUUCUCAAAGAUUGAUCCAUCCAAAAUAGAGAGAAAUAAGACCGAGAAACUCGAAUCGCCUGCGGCUCUCUUCUUCUCCAACCAGGAUCUAUUUUAUUGCGGCUGUAACCAUGACUACAUCAAGGCGUCUAUCAGAUAGGAAGGUGGAGAAGUUCGAUAAGAACAUAACAAGAAGAGGAUCUGUGCCUGAGACCACCGCCAAGAAGGGAAAGGACUACCCUGUUGGCCCUAUUCUUCUUGGGUUCUUCAUUUUCGUUGUUAUUGGAUCAUCUCUCUUUCAGAUAAUCAGGACAGCCACAACCGGAGGCAUGGCAUAAUUGCAACGCGGACCGUACUCUGAAGUGUUACUUAUCGUCUUCUACAUUUUUUUUUUCUUUUUUGGUUUAAUUUAAUUUGUUUUAGGAAGUUAAUAUACUUUUACGAGACCAGAGGGUUACACAUGUUAUGAAGAGCUUAAAUAUAUAUUAAUAAACAGACCCCAUUUGUUCGUCUA
Cannabis sativa is the source of this 645-nucleotide messenger RNA. RefSeq lists its product as uncharacterized. Bases 263 to 469 code for a protein of 68 amino acids. Gene Ontology annotation, cellular component: endoplasmic reticulum. The transcript has 3 exons. Gene Ontology annotation, biological process: endoplasmic reticulum unfolded protein response. The record is from RefSeq and is a predicted model, not a curated record. Lineage: Eukaryota; Viridiplantae; Streptophyta; Magnoliopsida; Rosales; Cannabaceae.